Molecule: messenger RNA, 2082 nt
Organism: Arachis ipaensis
Lineage: Eukaryota; Viridiplantae; Streptophyta; Magnoliopsida; Fabales; Fabaceae
Product: chitin elicitor receptor kinase 1
Biological process (GO): innate immune response; protein phosphorylation
Molecular function (GO): transmembrane receptor protein kinase activity; ATP binding
Source: RefSeq, a predicted model, not a curated record
UUAUUAUUUCUCUUUGCAUGUGUGAUGUGCAUACUUUGCACAAGCUUGGUUCCACUAACAAUGGAACACAAUUUCAUGGUUUCAUUGUUGUUCUUGUUGCUGAUUACUUUACCUUUGAGUGCAGAAUCAAAGUGUAGCAAGAGCUGUGACUCGGCUUUAGCUUCUUACUAUCUUUGGAACAAUGAUUCCAGCCUGCUAUAUAUUUCAUACAUCAUGCAAUCCAAGUUUCUUUACAAAGUUGAAGAUAUUGUUAGAUACAACGAAGGCAUAUACUCAUACUCAUAUCCAUCACAAACCAGAAUAAACGUUCCAAUUCCUUGUGAUUGCAUCAAUGAUGGCGAGUUUCUGGGCCACACAUUCCAGUACUCAGUUACUCUAGGUGACAACUACUCAGCCAUUGCCAGUGGGAGCUUUUCCAACUUAGUAACUACAGAGUGGCUUCAGAACACUAACAAUUAUCCAAAAGAUGCUAUUCUUGCUGGAGGAACGGUUAAUGUGACUGUUAACUGUUCUUGUGGAGACAGUAAUAUUAGCAAAGAUUAUGGACUGUUCAUCACAUACCCUCUUAGGACUGAGGAUUCUUUGCAGUCAAUUGCAAACCAGACAAAGCUUGAUCCUGAGUUGUUGAUGAAAUACAACCCCGGUGUAAAUUUCAACAAAGGGAGUGGUCUAGUUUAUAUUCCCGGCAGAGAUGAAAACGGUAACUAUCCGCCUCUUCACCCAAGCUCUGGAGGUCUACCACGUAGGGUUGUUGCUGGAAUAUCUGUUGGAGUUGUAGCAGUAAUUAUGUUAUCAGCAUUUUGUGUUUAUAUGAAGUGUUUGAAGGUAUGGAAGAAAAAACUGCGAGCAGAAUAUUCCGGUUGGAAAACUGCUCGAGCUAGGGAAGAUAAAGCCCCUAAUAGCUUCGCAAACAUAAGUGCAGAAAAAUCAGCAGAGUUUUCAUAUGAAGAACUGGCCCAUGCCACAAAUAACUUCAAUUUGGCUAACAAAAUUGGUCAAGGUGGUUUUGGAGAAAUCUAUUAUGCAGAGCUGAAUGGCAAGAAAGUUGCAAUAAAGAAGAUGGACAUGAAAGCAUCAAAAGAAUUUCUCGCAGAACUGAAAGUUUUGACACAUGUUCAGCACUUAAACCUGGUCCAUUUGAUUGGAUAUUGUGUUAAGGACUUCCUUUUCCUUGUUUAUGAAUACAUUGACAAUGGAAACUUAAGCGAACAUCUACGAAAUUCAGAUAGAGAACCUUUGCAGUGGUCUACCCGGAUUCAAAUAGCUCUAGAUUCAGCCAGGGGACUUGAAUAUAUUCAUGAACAUACAAAGCCUGUAUAUAUCCAUCGCGAUAUAAAGUCGGCAAACAUAUUAUUAGACAAAUCCUUCCAUGGAAAGGUUGCAGAUUUCGGACUAGCAAAGCUGAUUGAUACUGGAAGUUCCUCAGCUCCCACUGCUAAUAUGGCAGGCACAUUUGGUUACAUGCCACCAGAGUAUGUAUAUGGCAGAGUUUCUCCUAAAUUAGAUGUCUUUGCUUUUGGGGUUGUCCUUUAUGAGCUUAUUUCUGCUAAAGAAGCUGUGAUCAAUGGUGGUGCUGAAAUAAAGGGUCUUGUAGCUUUGUUUCAUGAAGUUUUUGAUCAGCCAGAACCUAAAGAAGGUCUUAAAGAACUGGUGGAUCCUAGGCUUGGAGAUAAUUACUCAAUUGGUUCAGUUUUCAAGAUGGCACAACUUGCCAAUGCAUGUACAGAGGCAGAUCCGAAGCGGCGUCCGAAGAUGAGAUCGGUGGUGGUUGCUCUUAUGACACUUAGUUCAAGCACUGAGAAUUGGGACAUUGCUUCCUUCUAUGAAAAUCCAGCUCUUGUGAAUCUAGUAUCUGGUAGAUAGAAGUAACCAUGCAUAUACAAGUGUUACAUUGUAGUUCUUUUUGGCAAAACAAAAACUAAUUUGGGAAGAAACACUCUAUUGAUGCAUUUCAAUUGUCUAUCAACUUAUUACGGCAUUGAUAAACAAUCAAUGCUCUCAAGAUAUAGCUUCCAUGGUUCUUUCUGGUUUAUUAACAAACACUUUGUGCAUAUUGAAAUAUUUAAUUCUUUAUGGAGAAAA